ACCUCCCCUUCUUCCCCUCACCCCCACCCUACCCGGGCACCCGGCUGCUGCCAGGAGAGGAGGGCCGGGUCCGGACCACCACCCCUCUCUUCCCCGCCACCUACUCUUCUUCUCCCUGUCCUUUCUCUCUCUACUAGUACUAGGUCUAGGGUCGCCUGGCCGCCAGCCAACCACGCGCGCACACGCCCCGUCCGGCCGUACCCGCUCUUCAUUCCCCACUGCACACAAAUACUACUGUGACUCCGUGAGGGAGCAACAGGAGGAAGAAGCAGGGGGGAGAGGGGAGGGGAGGGGAGGCAUUCGUGCUCCUUUUUUCCUUCCUACUGUACGAGUACAGGACUGCGCUGCCUGUCUCUCCUCGCCUGCUGCCGACUUCGCGGCCUCGUCGCCCUGCCAUGUCCACCAUGGACGAAGGCUACGGGCCUACUUGGGACAGCGACGACGAAUACGACAACUUCAUACGCAAGAUGAACCCGCCAAGGAUCGUCAUCGACAACGAGUCCUCGGCGGAGGCCACAAUUGUAAGGGUAGAUAGCGCGAAUGAAUACGGGAUAUUGCUGGAAGUGAUCCAGGUCAUGAUUGAUCUCAACCUUGUCAUAGGCAAGGCAUAUAUAACCUCGGAUGGUGGAUGGUUCAUGGAUGUCUUCAAUGUGACCGAUAAGGAAGGGAAGAAGAUCAAAGAUGAGGCAACCCUCACACAGAUCGAAGACUACAUCAGAAAGUCCUUGGGCGCAGAUUCAAGAUACAUUCCUUCCCGCCGGAGAUCGGUAGACGUCGCCGCCGCAGCUGACCACAACAUCAUCGAACUGACAGGGACAGACAGGCCAGGACUGCUCUCUGAGGUCAGCGCUGUGCUCACCAGCCUCAAGUGCAACGUGGUCAGCGCCGAGAUCUGGACCCACAACACCCGAGCCGCGGCCGUGAUGCGGGUCACUGACGAGGACACUGGGCUGGCGGUCACGGACGCCGAGAGGCUGGAGAGGAUCAGGGAGAAGCUGUCGUACCUGUUCCGUGGAGGCAAUCUCUCUCGAGGUGCCACAGUGUCGUCGAGGACUGCCACCACGCACACCGAGAGAAGGCUGCACCAGAUGAUGCUCGACGAUGGCGACUACGAGCAGCUCCAGCGGCAAGCUCCAGGACAGUCUCAGAGGCCUAACGUCACCGUGAGGAACUGGAACGACAAGGACUACUCGGUGGUGACCAUCAGAUGCAAGGACAGGUCCAAGCUUCUGUUCGACACGGUCUGCACUCUGACGGACUUGCAGUACGUUGUUUUCCACGCGAACAUCGAUGCCAAGGACAAUCAGGCUUACCAGGAAUUCUAUGUAAGGCAUGUGAAUGGAUCGCCAAUGAACACUGAAACCGAGAGGUUGCGAGUCAUCCAAUGCCUGGAAGCAGCCAUCGAACGGAGGGUAUCUGAGGGUGUGAAGCUUGAGCUGUGCACCAACGACAAGGUCGGGCUGCUAUCCGAGGUCACCCGCAUCUUCCGCGAGAACAGCCUGACGGUUACGAGGGCGGAGGUGACCACGCGGGGCAGGAUGGCCGUGAACACGUUCUACGUGCGCGGCUCCGCGGGAGAGGCCGUCGACCAGAAGGCGAUCGACUCCAUCAGGGAGGCCAUAGGCCACAGCCUCCAGGUGAAAGGCCAGGCCGAGCCACCGGAGCCGCAGAAGAAAGAGUCCCCCACGUGGUUCCUCUUCGCCAACCUGUUUCGCCCGAGGUCGCUCUACAGCUUUGGGUUCAUGCGCUGAUCGAGCCGUCGCUUCCAAGAACCGCUGCCCGUGCAGUAAGUUCACCACCGUUCACGAAGCAAUCCAGGACAUGGGGGGAUCUUCUUCAGAAGGUGGAAAAGCCUUCGUUGUGUCCUAGCAGUGCAGGUUUGGCAUGUAGGUAGAGCAUGGCAUGGGUGGUGUUCAUAUAUAUAUCUGCCGUCGUCGUCAUCAGCAUCAUCAUCUGUGUCAUCAUCAUCAGCGUCUGUAAAUAUGACAGCAUUUGACCAUUUGUACAUAUAACGUGUAAACUAAAGGACGUAAAUAUAAGCUGUACAGAAUAUAGU
Messenger RNA from Zea mays, 2056 nucleotides. RefSeq lists its product as uncharacterized. The record is from RefSeq and is marked provisional. NCBI's taxonomy places the organism in Eukaryota, Viridiplantae, Streptophyta, Magnoliopsida, Poales, Poaceae.